Messenger RNA from Aethina tumida (small hive beetle), 2138 nucleotides. RefSeq names its product phosphatidylinositol transfer protein beta isoform (gene vib). NCBI's taxonomy places the organism in Eukaryota, Metazoa, Arthropoda, Insecta, Coleoptera, Nitidulidae. The transcript is spliced from 5 exons. Gene Ontology annotation, molecular function: phosphatidylinositol transfer activity; phosphatidylinositol binding; phosphatidylcholine intramembrane carrier activity. The record is from RefSeq and is a predicted model, not a curated record. The coding region runs from base 135 to 953 and encodes 272 amino acids. Gene Ontology annotation, cellular component: cytoplasm. Gene Ontology annotation, biological process: phospholipid transport.
AGACAAUUGACGUCACGGAAUUGCGUCACCGCGCCUGCGCCGUAUGCAACCGAUCCUACUGUGCGGAGUCGAGAUUCGUGACAAGUUGGACCUUUUUCUUAAUGUACUUUUAGUUAAACGCUCGCCAAACCAACAUGUUAAUCAAGGAAUACCGUGUUACUUUGCCCCUGACAGUCGAGGAGUACCAAGUGGGCCAGCUGUACAGCGUGGCCGAGGCGUCGAAAGACAACACGGGCGGCGGCGAGGGCAUCGAGGUGCUGAAAAAUGAACCGUUCACCAACUACCCUUUGCUGGGGGGCAAAUACAACUCGGGCCAGUACACGUACAAAAUCUACCACUUAGCCAGCAAGGUGCCCGCCUUCAUACGCCUGCUGGCGCCCAAGGGCAGCCUCGAGAUCCACGAAGAGGCGUGGAACGCCUACCCCUACUGCAAAACGGUCAUCACGAAUCCCGGCUACAUGAAGGAGAACUUCGUGAUAUGCAUAGAGAGCAUGCACGUGGGCGACAACGGUGAACAGGCCAACGUCCACCAGCUGCCCGCCGACAAGCUGAAACAGCGCGAGGUGAUCCACAUCGACAUCGCCAACGACCCGAUCAAUCCGGCCGACUACGAGGAAUCGGAGAAUCCGGCCAUAUUCCACAGCGAGAAGACGGGACGCGGCCCGCUGAUGGGACCCAACUGGAAGAACGAGGUGCGACCGGUGAUGACCUGCUACAAACUGGUCACUGUGGAGUUCAAGUGGUUCGGCCUCCAGUCGCGGAUAGAGAGCUUCAUACAGAAGUCGGAGAGGCGGCUCUUCACCAAUUUCCACAGACAAGUAUUUUGUUGGAUCGACAAGUGGCACGGUCUGACGAUGGAGGACAUCAGAGCGAUCGAAGACAAGACCAAGGAGGAGCUGGAGUCGUUGCGCAAGAAGGGCGAGGUCCGCGGCAUGAAGGCGGACAACGAUUAGACAGCCAGUUCGCGUGCCAAUCGCGACAACGUCAGCGUCGCCGCGUCGUCGCCCUCGUCGUCGUCGACGUCGCCGUCGCCGCGACGCUGGAACCGUCACCUAGCUAAUUUAACCAACUAAACAACCAAAAAAAAAAACAAACAAACAACAAAACAGAGAUGUGCGCGUGGUGCGGGGCAGCCGGGGGACGGGGUCGCCGCCGUCGCCACCGUAUUAUCGUCCGGUAUGUUACCACAGGGCGGCGGGCGCCGUCCCCCGGCUGCGUCGGUCGACACACACACACACACACACUCAACACACAUUCAACACGACACAUUCGGUUACGUUCAUUCUAUUAUUAAUUGGGUUUGGUGGUUGGCCAGACGUUUUGCCAUUUGCGUUGUUGUUUUGCCGGGAGAAGCAACAAGUUCGAGCCCAUUCCUGUGUAUUUUAUUCUAUAGUCAAUUACGAGCGCGGUCACUUUAUUUUUUAUUUGUAUGUGUAUAGAGGAGACUAAAACAUGUGGAUAUAAAAUAGAAAAGUGUUUGUUUUUUUUAUUUCUUUUUGUUUUGUUUUAAUUUUCUUAUUUUUAAAUAAUGAUUGAUUGAUGAGUUUCAUUUUUUUACUGCACACGGAUGUUAAGUUUUUUUGUAAUUUUUAACAUGGAAACCAUUUUGACAAUAGUAUACAGGGUGGACGGAUUGAACGCCACCGCAGCUCAACUUAACCGUACUUAAAUGCAGUUGUAGGCUCCGCCCUGUAUAUCGUUACCGUUAAUUAAAUCGAUUAAUUAAUGCAAAACAAUUUUUCUCGUACUAAGUACUAAGUGUUUUUAGCUAGUUGUUAUUGAAACUUAUUAAAAUAAAACUAAAAAAAGUGUAUGUAGGAUAUUUGGGAACAUGUUGACAAUAUUUCAUAAAAAUUUAAAUUCAUCUAGUCAUUUUAGUGUAAGCGUUUGGACGCGUCGGACCGGCCCAAAAAAACGCGACAAGUUUUUCUAUUGCAUACUUUUGGGGCGGGCCGGUUUCGGGGCGGCACGCGAGAUUUUCUUUGUCAAAGUGGUUUCGGUACGGUUCGAGAGAUCUAAAUGAAAUAAAAAAAAAACAAAAUAAUUAAAAUUGGUUAGGAAAACAAAACAGAUUAAUGAAUAGAAUUAUAAAUAUUGUAAAUGAAAUUGUGAAAAUAAAUAUAUUACAACACAGUUAA